CUUUAAUUCUGAGAGGACGGGAAAGUCAGAACUCACUCUUGCUCUUCUCUCUCUCUCUCUCUCACCCAAACACACACACACUCUUGCCCGUUCCCUGAGCUCUGCUCACUGCAGUAACAAGACGGUUCCAGCCACAGGUGAAGACACCAGAAACAGAGAUGCUUCACAAAAACGGGGGAAGGCUAUGGACGGACAACUAGCAGAGAGAGACACACAGAAAGGGAUGUGAGGAACUUCCUUCUUACUGUGUGCCAACGCCAACAACUCUCCAUCUCAACACCAAGCCAUGGGAAAGGACUGCAUGGGUAAGACUCACAGGGCAGAAUUAGCACAUCAUAUUGAGGACAGCAUCAGCCUGAUGUGAAGCUUUGUGGUGCAGCCAGCACAAUCUAAAGAAGGUCAAAACUGACUAAACCUAAAUGGUUAUUUUCUUUCUGAAGGACAAGAGAAUUCCUUUCAUCUGCUGCUUACUGCCUUGAGGUAUCCAGGGCUUGGUUACAGUGUCAGGAGAUAAUCAGUCAAACAAGGAGAGAUUUCUAGGACCUGUCAAAAUACAAAUACGAAAGCAAAAAGUGAAAAUUGUUUAAGUGGUCUUCCUUCUGAAAACAUUUGAACCAGAACCUGUCUUUCUCUUCACAAUAAAGUUAAUGUCGCACUCAAUUGAAAUUGUCCAACGAGGAAGCUGAUCAGAGGCACAAUCGUUUUAAUACUCUGCACAAGAGAGGAUUUUAGGUCGUCCUUUAAAAACUUCUUAAAGCCAAACAAAGUCUUUAAAGCGAAGGGGCUUCCCAUUGUUCUCUAUUCCCAGAUACUCCGAGUACCCUCACUGACGCAGAGAACCCAGCCACAUGGAGCUAGGGGCUGAUGUGCCUUCCUAUGGCUACUUCAGCAGGACCCCCACUGAGACAAAGGGUCCCAGCUCCCAGCCAUUCCUCAUGGAUCACCAGGAGAACCAUCUGAGGAACUUGGAAGAUGGAGAGGAUUGCCAGGCCAGAGUCAUGGGCACGGAGAAAGAAAAUGGCAUUGCUGAGAGCUUGGAGCCAAGUCCCACGAUCAGCGAGGGGUCCAUCAGGGAGCCAGCCUCCACCCUGAGGGAAGACGCCUGCCCCUUGACCAUUUCAUCUGGACGGGUCACACCAAGCAAGACUGGGACAAGGGGCAGAGGGAAGUGCAGACCUCCCAAGAUAGCGCCACCUGUGGCACCAGGUUUGACUCAGCAGCAGAGACCAGCAAGUCUCUGCCGCAGCCUCAGUGCGAGUGAGCAGGGGGCAAAAGACGCCAGGAUCCAAAGCCAGAAAAUUGCAGCCCAGCUGACUACUCCACCAAGUACCAACUCGAAAGGCGUCUUGCUCUUCAACAGGCGCAGGAAGAGAGUGAAUGCAUUCACCUUAACGAGUUACGGCCAGCGACAGCACUGCUGUGACCUGGAACCAGGCAGCCCUGCUGAUGGAGAGGGCCGAGACCCUGGAGACAGUCUAGCCGGGGAGCCAGGCAGAGAACUGCCCACAACGUCCGACUCCUCGGAGGACACCAGCCUCCAGCGCUGUCGGGGGAAAGCUGAGGGCCACACCAUGGAGCCCACGCUGACAGUCGGAAACCACGAGGAGGCAGUGGACCAGAGAGGUCAGGCGGGAGCAGCGGAAGACGACGGGUCUGAGGACGAGGGGCACCGGGAUGAAGAGGCAGCAGAGGAGGAUGGAGGCGAGGGGGAGCCUGGGCAGGGGCUGGGACUCCAGAGCCCCACGCGGACACAUCCAGUGGAAAUCAACCAUUCGGUGAAACCGGCCAGGACGACAGUGGAGGUCCAUUUGCAGACUUCGUGCCCGCCACACGACCCAGACGGUGAGCAUCCACAGAGAGAGGUCAAUGGUCAAACCGGCGGAGGUCAACAUGGGGAGGGCCACAUGGCCCACAGGCCCGAAGAGAAGCGGGCACCCUUGGCCAACAGGACACCCAAGCCCUUCUCGGUGGAGGGGGGCUCCCCGAAGCCCUACAAGCCGCCGGCCGGUGUUCCUGUGAUCGCUCCGUACGGCCCGGUUUACUCCCAGGCGCCGGCGGCCUCCACCAGGACAUCUUCGGCACCGCCUCCAGGGUCCAGCGCGCCAGGCCUGGAGCGGCCGCCCGCGCGGGGGGCCCCCAAGACCGGCAUCCUGGAGGAGUCGAGGGCGCGGAGGGCGGCCAGGAAGCCCAUGUUCACCUUCCACGAGAAGCCCAAAGUGGCGCCGAACCCCGAGCUCCUCUCGCUGGUGCAGGGCAUCGACGUCCAGAAGCGGAGAGGCGGCCAGGCCGAGGCCGGGGCCGGGGCGGAGGAGGACGACAGCCUGGGCCUCGGCGCGGAGGCCGCCAACUUCAACCAGAAGAAGCCGUCGCCCCCCGUGGCCCCCAAGCCGCCCGGCGGGAGGGGGAGGGGGAGCGGGAGCGGUCACGACCGCGACGAGCCGCCGGUGCCCGAGUGGGCGUCGUGCCUCAAGCCGCCCGAGCUCCGCGCCCCACGCGCCAGCCAGGCCCUGGCCGAGGUCAAAGGUAAAGGGGCGGAGCUGUUCGCGCGGCGGCAGACCCGGAUGGAGAGGUACACCAUCGAGGCGCCGGUUGCCAUGGAGACCAGGCCCAGGCCGCCUUCCCCCACCAUGUCCCUGCCGCCAUCUUGGAAAUGCGGCGACGACCGCCCGGGCCCAGGCCCAGGCCCAGGCCCAGGCCCGAGCCCGAGCCUCGGCCGCCGCUCUCCGGUAUCCGCCUUCGCUCAGGUGGGCAAGGCGAACGGGAACCCCGGCCCCGCCCGCCGCCAGCAGCUGAGCUCCUCGCUGUUCAUCAUCACUCCGGAGAAGAGCCCCCUCAGCUCGCUGCCCAGAGGGGCCCCCUCUCCGCCCCGCCUCGUCAGGCCUAACCCCGGCCAGGCCUCCUACCUCAGGCAGAGCUCGGUGCCGCUCUCCUCGUGCCCCCCGACGGCCGCCAAGCCUCCUCCUGCCUCCGCCUCCUCCCGGCUCAACGGAUUCGCCGAGCAGAGCCCCGCAGCGGCCGAGCCCCCUCUUCCUCUCCCCGGCCCCAGCAGCAGCAGCAGCAGCUCCCCGUCCCCCCGAGCCGCCAGGGAGGUGCCGCAAGCCCCGAGACCCUCCUUCUCCGCCCGGAAAGCUGGACUGGAACCCCAGGGACCAGUCUCUCCAGGAAGCUCGCUUUGGAAGGCCAGCUUCGAGCGGAGAUUGAGCAGCCCCCGGCUAUACACAGACACGUUUCGGACUCCUCCAGAGAGCCCGAGAUUGCCCUUUUCCCCAGGCAGCAGCAGCAUUAGCCCAGGAGCGGGCGGCACAGCUUACAAUAACUGGAGUCCGCUCGGUGAGUCCAAAGCCAGCCCAGGCUCCAACCCAGAGAGCCGCCGCCUCAAGGAGCUGCUGGCCAAGAACGUGCUCAGUGCCGCCCGUCGUAAGAAGCUGUCAAGCCCACCCGCUUCUCCCGGGGAGCUGCCCCCCAGCCCCAGGAGCCCCCACAGCCCUUGCCCCUCUCCACAGGUGCCCCUCUCACCCAGCGUGGUCUCUCCAGACACUCCAGUUGUCCGCUCGCCACUCCGCCUCUAUCGCAGGUCACUCACUGAUUCGGAGUUCUCACUGGCCUCGGAUGAUUCCGGGCCCAGGUCCCCCAGUUACUACAACUUCUGUCCGCGGGGAUGGACUGGGAGCAAACUCCGACAGAGUGAACAGUUGUAAAGUCAGACAGUGGGAGCAGGGCCAAGAUGUGUAUGUGUGAGCAUAGGUAUGUAGUUAUGUGUAUGUAGGUGUGAGUAUGUGCCUGUUUGUGUGUGUGUGUGUGUGUGUGCAUGCACGUGUGGUUGAGAGUGAGCGCACAUUUGGUUGUGAGUGUGAGUGAGCGUGUGUGUAUAUGGUUGUGAGCGUGUGUGUGUGGUUGUGAGCGUGUGUGUGUGGUUGUGAGUGUGAGCGUGUGGUUGUGAGUGUGAGCGUGUGUGGUUCUGAGAGUGUAAGCAUGCAUGUGUGUGGUUGUGUAUGAGAAUGUGAGCAUGCGUAUGUGUGGUUGUGUAUGAGUGUGAGCGGCGUGUGUGUGGUUAUGUGAGUGAGCAUGAGUGUGUGUGGUUGUAUAUAUGAGUGUGGGUGUGUGUAUAUGUCAGUGUGAGUGGCGUGUGUGGGUGCGCGUGUGUGUGGUUCUCAGUGUGAGCACGCGUAUGUGUGGUUGUUCAUGUGAGUGAACGUGAGUGUGUGGUUGUGGAAAUGAGUGUAAGCGCAAGUGUGUGGUUGUGAGUGAGUGUGGUUGUGUAUAUGAAUGUGGGCACGUGUGUGUGGUUGUGUAUGUCAAGUGUGUGUGGUUGUGAGAGUGAGCGGCAUGUGUGUGUUUGUGAAUGUGAGCACGUGUGUGGUUGUGUAUGAGUGUGAGCUUGUGCAUGUGUCAUAUAUGAGAGUGAGCACAAUCAUGUGUGAUUGUGUCUGUGUGAGAGUGCAUGUGUGUGUAUGGUUGUGUAUAUGAGUUUGAGCACGUGUGUGCAUAUAACAGAAUGUGUGCGGGAGCACGUGUGUGUGUGCAUGUCGCAGUAUGUGUGUGGAAGUGUGUGUGGCAAUGUGUGUGCGCAGGAUUGUGAGUGCACGUGUGUAUAUAGUAAUAUGUGUACAGGAUUAUGAGUGUAUGUGUAUAUAUGGCAGUGUGUAUAUGUGGCAAUAUGUGUGUGUUUUAUAUGGCAGUGUGUGUGCAGGAGUGUGUGUUUAUGUGGCAGUGUAUAUGCAAUGGUGUGAAUGCAGGAAUGUGUGGCAGUAUGUAUGCAGGAGUGAGAGUGCAUGUGGCUGUAUGUGUUUGUGUGCACAUGUGGCAGUGCAUGGGUAGAAGUUUGGGUGUGUCCAGGGAUGUGAGUGCCUGUGUACAGGAGUGUGUGUGCAAGAGGCAGAAUGUGCGCAGGAGUGAGAGUGCAUGUGUGAGAGUGAAAGCAUGUGUACAGGAAUGCGGAUGUAUAUGGCAGCAUGUGUGCGGAAGUGAGAGUUCCUGUGUAUGCAUGUCUGGGAAUACAUGUGUAGAGGGGAGAAUGGAAUCCUGCUUCUGCAAGACAUGCUCUUAAGUUUACUUUUUGCACAUUGCACGCUUUCCAAACUGUGACCAGUAAUUCUGGGAAGACGGAAAGUUCCGGCCCGGAGUGAUGGGCAGACCACUGCUCAAUUCAACUAAAGUUCAGCAGGACAGAGUUCCAGAGAGGGAGGAUUCCAGCAGGGAACACACCUCUCCUGGUGUAAUUCAGGAAAGAGAGAUCUUUCCACUCAAACUUGUCUGUUGUCUCCUUGGGUUGUCAACUCUAGAUGGACAUAUUCCUGGUGGGUUUGUCACACAACCAACAAACCCAGCCCCUCUGUUGGCUCCCACACAAACAUUCCCCACCAUCAGUCCAGUCUCCUGCUUUCCCAUGAUGUGAGAAUUACCUGCCAGGCCCCAGGAGUGAUAGGUUUUCGAUGAUAUCUGGAGGAAUAAAGAGCUCAGCCAGUCAGAAGAGAGCCUCUCACAUCAGUCAGUCAAGCUGCGGGACACUGUGGCAGAAGAAUGAUAACGCUCCAUUACACCACCUGCCCUUGUUGUCCUCCCUCUGCAUUCAGAAAUGUAUUCCCCUUUGCUUCUCCAGUUGGAUACAGGUAACUCAAGGUGGGGUAUUCUUAAAGCCAUUAUUGUUUUUUUUGAAGAAGCUAAUUCAAAGCGAAUAUAUUUGAACUUUGUCCAGUUCAAUUCUUUGUUGGCCGUUCUUAUGGUGCAUGAGCCAUUCAAGGUAUAAAUGUGUGUGACAGCAACUGUCUGGUCAUGGGAUCUGGGACCACCUCGCCAUUUGUAGCUCCUACAUCAAUGGGCGUCAGGUCAUUCAGAUUCAUUGGCCUUGGUGUACUUCUGCCCACCUUGCCCUGGCUGGGGUGAGUUAAGGGGAAUCAAACCGGUUUGGGGAGGUUCCUGCCAGGGAGUGAAUGUUGAAGGUGGUGGAUCAAGUGUAUUUUUAGUGGGUGUGGAUGGGCUGCUUUAUCCUGGUGGAUGUCGAAUUUCUGGAGUCUGUUGGAGCUGCACCCACCCCAGGUGAGUAGAAAGAGUACCUUUGUACACUCGCCUUGCUGAAGCCUUCUAUAAAAGUGUGGCCAGUUUAUUCUGAGGGGAAAGAAUUUUCAUGGCACAGAGAGUGGUUUCAUUGUGAACAUGAGCAACUUGAAGAUUUUUGGCUUCCGGAAACAAGCUUUCACUUGGUGGUUGUGUUGCACAGCCACAGGUUCACCUGUACUCAACAGGAUAGUGCACACAUACAGAUGAAUGAUCGGCUGGGAGCAAGGACCAGUCUGAAUUGUGAUGCCUCUGCAGUCAAAUAGUCUGACAGCAUCCACUGUCCAGAUUUCAGGCGCAAAGACUUGCUUGAGGAUAAUUGCUAGUUGGUGACUGGCCCAGGGUCGAGGAGAGGGGGAGGAUGGAGAAUUAGCUAUCGAGAAAAGGAAGCAGAAAGAAUCCUCUCACCCAUUCCAGACCAAAGCUCAAACUCUUGAUCACAGUAACUCUGAAAUAGGGUGUUUUCAUUCACUGCAACAAAUCUUCAUAUCGCUUUCAUCAGUUAAUCAGCAAAAAAAAAACCAAAAGGGACCUGUAUGGGAAGACAUUCCUACCUUGCUCUCUAGCAGUUUUUCAAUUAUAAGAGAUUAUUGUCCUAUUUUAUAUAUAAUAAUGUAAAUGAAAUGCAGUUGAUAAUGGUAUAAAUAUAUAUAUAAAUUUCAUCCAGAUGUGAAAUGC
Molecule: messenger RNA, 6732 nt
Organism: Hemiscyllium ocellatum (epaulette shark)
Lineage: Eukaryota; Metazoa; Chordata; Chondrichthyes; Orectolobiformes; Hemiscylliidae
Product: synaptopodin 2-like protein
Exons: 4
Coding region: 849-3698 (949 amino acids)
Biological process (GO): positive regulation of actin filament bundle assembly
Cellular component (GO): actin cytoskeleton; Z disc; nucleus
Molecular function (GO): actin binding
Source: RefSeq, a predicted model, not a curated record